CGCGUGGGCGGGGACCGUUGAAAGCGGCGGCGGCCGGGGAGCGGCGCCAUGGUGAAGCUGCCCUGCGUGAUGCAAGCAGGCGGCUUUGACUCUUCUGACGAGGACUCGGCGGAGGAGGACCCGAGGCCGCUGUCGCUGUCGUGGUUGUCUUUGCCUCCUGUCUACUCUGGUGAGAUCCUGGGAUUAUGUUCCCUCCCAGGUUGCAGGUUUAAGGAUAUUAGAAGAAAUCUGCAAAAAGAUAUAGAAGAACUAAAGAACCAUGGGACCCAGGAUAUAUUUGUGCUUUGUACCAGAGGAGAGCUCUUCAAAUACCGAGUACCUAGCCUUAUAGACACAUACCAACAGCAUGGGAUCUGUGUGCACCACCAUCCUAUUCCUGAUGGGAAUACUCCUGACAUUGCCAGGUGCUGCAAAAUUCUGGAAGAGCUCAGAAGCUGCCUGGAAAAUAACCGGAAAACAAUCAUACACUGUUACGGUGGCCUCGGACGCUCAUGUCUCAUAGCUGCCUGUCUCUUGCUCCAGCUUUCAGACAUGCUGGCACCUCAGGAAGCAAUCGACACCCUCAGGCACCUGAGAGGAUCUGGGGCAAUACAGACCAUAAAGCAAUACAAUUACCUCCAUGACUUCCGGGAGAACCUCUCUGCACACCUGGCAACAAGGGAUACAGCGUUAAGAUCAGUGUUGCGGUAACUGGUGCUGCUGUGGUGCGUCCCUGUGACCUGGAUGAGAUGCCUCACUCCUGACCUCUCCAGUUUCCUGUUGCUGCUGCUUGUGUGACACACCUGCUCCCUUCCAAACCCAUGUGUGAAGUGUUGAGAUGAGGGAAGGAAAUCUUUUUGUUCCAGGCAGUCUUAAAAAUACAUGGAAGGGUGUUUUGUGUUCACUGCUGUUCUGCCAGUGCCCUGCUUGCCUUCAGUACAAUGAUGAUUCUACACAAUGUCUUGUCUCGCCUUUAAUGUCACUUGGUAACAACAGCACAUGCACCUGCUGCUGAACUGCAACACUGAUUAUUUUCCUGGUGACAGCCCAUGGGCAGCUUCAGGGAGCUUACCCAGUGGAAGGGUUCCCAUUUUGUCUCAGUUCUAGGUAGCCUAAGAACUGGGACAAGCAAGGAGAGUCAAAGGUGGGAGCUGCAAAGAGAUGGAAUAGCCUGUAACUCCUCACAGCAAAGUGCAGACUUCCAUUGCUGCUAGGCUGGCUUCUGCUCUGGUGUGCAGGGAGAGGAAAGGAAGAGGUGAAGGAUAACUCCUCUCUGAUGCCCUUGUAAGAGUCAUGCUGUGAUAACAGGUAGGUAAAAAUUACAUCAGUGAAGCCAUUUAAAAGACCCUCAACUCUAGCUUUAAAUCAAAGAGAAGUCAAGCAUGAAAAUUUUCCUGCUGCUGUGCUGGUCCCUUAUGAUCUGGUAAGAACUCAGUGUAACACUGCUUUUAGUGUUUUCAGUGGCAUUUAGAGACAAGGCCCCUCAUCCCAAGAGGAGGUUUCAUGCUGAAGACCUGUGACAACUCAAGCUGGCUGGGGGAGAGGGGGGUGGUAUAUGAAUGUGGUAGGAAAAGAUGCAGUGCUGUAGCCAUGGGGGGAGAUUCUGGCACAGCACUGCUGUGUACUAAUGCUAAAGUAAACAAAUCAUCAGCUGUGGGCUGGAGGGAGCCUUAGAGCAAGGGGAGAGUCCACAUCCCUCCUCUUUAACUAUAUCUGCUCACAAAGACCAGAGAUGAACGGAUUCCUGAAGGAAACAUUUAAGCUAGUUCUGUUCUAUUCUGAGGAAGUGCUGAUCAUCUGCUUCAGUGCCUAGCUAUCCUCUGGGGCCCUGCAUGGCAAGCUUUGGCUUGGGGGAAGAAAGCCCCUGUCACUGGGGCUGUGCCUUUUGCUGGUGCACAAACCAGUGAAGCCAAGGAACUGUCGCCUCAGGGCUGAAGUAGCUGUGCAGUUGCUGUCAGUUGAGUGGCGGCAUCUUAAGUGUCAAUAUCCUGUCUGUCCUGACUUGUCACCAGCUCCUGCUUCCUUGUAGUUAAUUCUGUCAAUGCUGCUUUUUUUUUUUUCCCUUCCAAGUACUUCAAGAAAGCGGCUGGUUACCUGUCCAGCACCAUCAAGGCAGCACUGCUGUCCUGCCCAGGUGACCUUUUUGCUGUUCCUCAAAGCUGCAGCCUACACCUCCCUAGUGCCUACAGCAAAAUGGGUGUUUAUGGGCUAUUUUCGUAAGUUUCAGUAAUUUUUCAAGUGAGAUGUUACGACAUGAGACUCUGCCACAGCACUGGUGAGUUUGAGUUGAAAUAGAACUCACUGCUUUGGUAACUUCAAGAUUUAUAGCCUUCUCUUAACCUGUUCGAACCCAGACACUUGAACAUGUAUUUAUUGCCAUUCCCUAAGGCAGGAACAGGAACUCUACCAGAAGUUUCCACAGCCUGAAGUCACUUAGACAACACUUUGCUUGAAGUGUGUAUUGCUCUGCCCCUGACGCUUCUCUCCAGUGCUCCAACAAACAUCAGAGAAACACAAGAACUGCAAGUUUGUCCCUCCUUCAGUGCUGAAUCCUUACAACUGAUUGUUUUCAGAUAUUAGUACAGAGCAGAAGGCUUUUUAUGAUGACUUAGCAAGAAACUUGCUGACAAGGAAGAGAGAAAUUUCCUUUAUUUUCUCUGUAAUUUUUUUCCUCCUGGAACUCCAAAAAUCAAUUAAUACAAGAACCAUAUUUUGAAUACAAAGCAACUGGUACUGUGGGUGGGCAUCAUGUGCAUCCGUAUGCCCACAGGCACCAGGUCCUUCCACAAGGACUCCUUGGGUCAGACUCAACUGUCAGGCUUUCCUGGCUGCAUAUGGGUGACAACAUUGACUCCCCCCCACCGAGCAGCUGGGUGGCUGCAGGUAGCCACUGACCUUUUUUGAAAAAAAAAAAAAAGCAAAGCACUGAAACCAAUUUCUAAGCAGCAUUUGUCAAGGGACAGGGCAGGGUAGUCACCACGUCACCAUGCUGGCUUCUCCUAGAACUUUUCCACUUCCAACUCGCACUCCUGACCUUUCUCAGCAAUGUUUGGACAGUUUAAAGACCAUUGAAAGGAGAUUACUUAUUUUUUCAGUUCUCAUGUAAGUAACUGCUGUGGGCAGGACAGGCUCCAAAUAAGCCUUUGCCUCCUGGAGUUAGUUAGUGGUAAAUUAAAGUUCAUCAGUAGAUCUGCAAGCGACAAGCUCCUGCCUCUGAAUCCCUCUGUUCAGGGAUACAGCUGAUGGGUAAAGCCCAUCUGGCAUCAGCAGGACAGCACAAACAUUUUGCUAAAUAUCCCUGAUGAAAGCCACCCCAGAGCUGGAGGGGGGGGCAGAAGAGAGGUGUUUUUUAGAAGGAGGAGGGUUUUUUUUAGUAAAACACAUCAUUUAUUCUGGUAUGUAACUUGGUUUAAAUCAGCUCAAGGACCAAAACAUUUGCUUACAAGGCCAAGGACAACUCAAGUUUCCAUAACAGAUUAAAAACUAUACAAAUAGAAGAAAGUUAAUUGUUUUUGCUUACACAGGCUGAAGUUAUAUCUUACACAACCCCUGAAGGUGCUAAGCAGCAGGAAAAGAAAAAUGAUCCAACAGCAACAAUAUUCCUGAGUUUCCUAAAAGCCCUUCAAAAAUUCUAAAAGCUCAAAAUUUUGAUUGCACAAGGAAGAAAAUUCUCAACUAACAACUGAUGGAAAGUGAUUGCAGGACAGCAGUAACAAGUUUUCAGAGAAAACAGGCUCCUCCCAGAGCUCCAGAAGUGUGCAGAAUGAAACUCCUGCCCUGGCAAAGAAACAAGGGCCACGAGGUAACACCUGCAAGUGCUGCAGGUUUUGGGACAGUCAGGGAAAAAAGAAAUUCUGUAUAAUGCUGAAUGCUUGGGCAACUGAAAUUGUCAAUAAAGGCAAGGAAGAAACAA
Colius striatus (speckled mousebird) is the source of this 3892-nucleotide messenger RNA. RefSeq names its product cyclin dependent kinase inhibitor 3 (gene CDKN3). NCBI's taxonomy places the organism in Eukaryota, Metazoa, Chordata, Aves, Coliiformes, Coliidae. The record is from RefSeq and is a predicted model, not a curated record. Gene Ontology annotation, molecular function: protein tyrosine phosphatase activity. Gene Ontology annotation, cellular component: nucleus. Gene Ontology annotation, biological process: protein dephosphorylation. The coding region runs from base 49 to 690 and encodes 213 amino acids. The transcript has 8 exons.